AAUUGUAUGUCGAGUUUCAUGGCUUGAUUUGGGCCAUGACAUCUUUACUUUAAAGUAAUCUUUCCUUUGCUUUAUCGAAAUAGAAAUCAGAUUCUUGAUCUUGUUGGAAGGAAUUACUACUAGUUAACAUGAUUUCUUGUGUUUUCCUAAUAUUCCUUAUCUUGGAGGGCAGAAUUGUCAAUAAAGAUUCAUGAAUGCUUCUUUCUUCCUGUCCCUAUUUCUCUUUAAGAAGAAGAUAAAGGUUACAAAAAAACUGUCUUGUCUUAUUCCUUUCUCUUUUAAAAUAGUAACUCAGGAAACAGAGAUUUGUGGAUAAUAAAUUCAUGUCUUGAGAACAAAUUCUUGUUUGGGAGAUGAGUGAUUAGUUAAUGAAGAGUAUUUUCAUGAGGGUUUUGUUCUGCAAGAUCCACUGUCCUUCAUUCAUAUGUUUCUGCAAACCUUCAACUGCUACUCAUCUUUACAAUUCUGGCCCUUUGAAAUUGGAAAAUUCCCCUCAUGUCCCUCCUUCAUCAGUUGUAAUCGAUCCAUGUGAUCAAAAUCAUGUUGAAGAAGUUAUUGAAGUCAAUAAAGAAAUUUCCGAAGAUGAAAAGCAAGAACCAGAGAUCGAAACUAUUGUUCUCAAAAGUUGUAUGAAGAACAAGUGUGACCCCGAAUCAAGAUCGCCAAUUGAAAGAAAAAAAGUGCAAUGGAUGGAUAGUUUAGGCAAACAACUUGUUGAUAUCAAAGAAUUUGAAUCCAGUGAAACAGGAGAUACAGACAACGAAGACGAUAAUGGAGGUUGCUUUUGCACGAUUCUUUGAUGUUUUAUAACCAUCACCAUGUCGAUAGAAUAAGUAAAGAUCGGCUGUAAGUUCGUCCAUUCAUUUACUCAUUGAAUUGGAGAUAAAGAUCGAGUGUCUUGCAAAGAUCUGAGCUCCAUUUUUAGAUUUCAUUUUCUAAUUUAUUUUCACUCUGGCUCAUUUGCUUUCUGAUGUAAGAAUUUAUGUUAUUAUUAACGAGCUUCUUUAUGUUCUUCAUCUGAUAAUGAAAAUCCCAGUAAAGUUUGUUGCUUUUUUAUCA
This is a messenger RNA of Lactuca sativa (garden lettuce), 1059 nucleotides long. RefSeq lists its product as uncharacterized. Lineage: Eukaryota; Viridiplantae; Streptophyta; Magnoliopsida; Asterales; Asteraceae. The record is from RefSeq and is a predicted model, not a curated record.